AUGCCCAUGCUCACGUCUAUUCGCAGCCGCUCAGGCUCUCCCCCGGCCAUGCCCAGCUCUAAGCUUGACAGCCGUGCUCCUUUUCCUAAUCAAUCACCUGAGAUUGAUAACAUUCAAUUCCCGCGCUCUUGGGAAGCGGCUUGGGAAGCAGCGGGCCAAACCAACUUUGAGCGCGCGCAAGCUUUUCUGUUCUUCUACCGUGGAGAUGACGCUUCUACCAACAGCGAGCUCCGAUCCAUCGCAGCAAAUCCCAGGCAUCGAGAUGUCGUCUCUCUUGCAGCUUCAGUCCAGCGAAUUGUCUUUGGCAACCGCCACUCGACCUUCAACACAACCUCCCUUUUGCAGUGGAUGCGUUUCGUGCUCAUUAAGAGCCAAGCUCUUACAUCUACCAAGACGAAUGCAGUUCGCGAUUUCUUUUUUGACCCAUCGGUAGCUCGUAACCUACCUCAGCUCCCCCAAGACCCGAUUGUCUAUCAAUACCCAGCAGCCCCUUUGAAAGUCAUGAUCAUUGGUGGAGGUCCCACAGGCCUGGCUUCUGCGAUUGCUCUGGCCGAGAAGGCUGGGGCCAGAGUGGAGGUCCAUCUUUACGAAGGCAGAUGGAUUCAGCAGCCGGGUAGCUCUUUCGUCAGUUACCCACCAGGGGCCCGUCGUCGCGACCAGGUAGUCAGGCUCCAAGACACCGUGACAGACUUGAUGAGCGAUAGAACGAGACAAGCUGUCUUUGGCGGAAAUCCAGAGCGUGUUUGGCCUGGUUCCAGCAAUCUCCAGAUCCGCAAGCUCGAAGACGGUCUCUUGCGACGGGCACAAGACAGCCAGUUCCGCGAUCUCAUCUUCCUACAUGCCUCACAGGUCAGACAGGACAAUCUUUCGGAGUACGGCGACUUCCACCUGAUGCUUGGUGCCGACGGCGCUGGUUCUUGGCUUCGCAGUGCUUACUUUCCGGGGCAAGAAGAGGAGGCAAUACUUGAUGGUCUGGAGCUUUACGGUUUCAAGCAGUGCGAAUUGAAAAACAUUGUUCGCAUUCCCAUUGUUGUACGCAGGAUCAACAAAGCCGUCGAGCAGGUUCCGCAGUGCGACUCUACAGCCCUGCGCCGACCCCACGGUCUGGUUGCCUUGGCUGGGGAUGCGGCAAUGACGGUGCACUUCUGGCCUGGGAGAGGUGCGAACUCCGGCAUGAAGGCAGGCAUUGCUUGGGCCGAUGAAGUUACUCGUGCUCUCUUCCACGGCCAAUUCGUUGGUCUUCAGACCUCUUCGCUGGGGAUGUAUCACGACUUUCUGCAAAAGCUCCAAGAGCGGGAGCACGGCGGUCGCAGCUUGCCCAUCGUCAAGCAGACCGGCGAUCCUGAUAUGAUGGCCUGGCUGAUGCGCAACGCUCGACUUAUCCCGCAUCACGUGGCGAUGGAGUGGCUAGUCGGUCAGAUGCGUCGUGAUGGUGUCCGCAUUCAAAGGCGUGCCGACUGGGCUUUUGAGCAGGUUAACAACCUCGAACUGCAGCUUCGGGAGAUUCUCGAGAAGAUGGAUGUCGUUACCCUUCAGGAGAUGGCCGCGACGUUCCCAUGGCCUACGCAGGAAAUGGCCGGGGCCGAAGUCCUUCCGGAGAGAUUCACCACGUCAAAUCUGGCCGACCACUCGCCGCAGCAGGCCAACCAAUAUGCGGCCAGCCCCAAUAUCUUGAAUCGCGGCGGUGCUGUUGAAGGAGGCCUGGCGCCAAACCAUGUGCCACAGAAUCGGCCUCUUUAA
Molecule: messenger RNA, 1740 nt
Organism: Colletotrichum lupini
Lineage: Eukaryota; Fungi; Ascomycota; Sordariomycetes; Glomerellales; Glomerellaceae
Exons: 3
Coding region: 1-1740 (579 amino acids)
Source: RefSeq, a predicted model, not a curated record